AUGGACCGCCCAACAUGCAAAGUUCUCUCUCUAACUGACAAAGGCCUUCUCUUAGACACCUUCAAUGACGAGUGCCAGCCAGUCCCGUGCCAGCUUUGUGUUUCGCAUAAGGAGAUUGUGGUGUAUAGCACAGAAGCAAGUGUAACAGUCUAUAACUCUGAGACUACCCAGAGCACCACUCUACCUAUAGCCAACGCCAAGAAGAUUUUGAUCUCGCCAAACACUCUCCACAUAGCCGUGCUAACUAAGAACCAGCAGAUCUACUUAACUAACCAGCAGAAGGUCCUUUUUCAGGAAAGCAAAGUCUGGGACUGCGACUUGUCCUGCCACUAUCUGGUCUAUACGCAAGAGUGCCCCAGUGACACAGCCUUACCCAAGGCUAGUACGCCUACUACCAACACUGCCACUACGAGUACCACCAAAGCUACCAGUAAUUCUCCUCCUUCAGAAGCCAAAGCUGCCACAAAUUCCACCAGUGCGCCGGCUAACCAAGCACAGAACCCGACCAACGCACCACAGCGGGUUAGAAUUCAGAAGAAGGAAGGUAUUUCGGUGCCGAUUAAGAAGUCAGUGCCAAAGGCUUUAAAGGCCCUUAAGCUAUCAGAUUUAAGCAAAGUAAGCACUGGUAUCAUGGCGCCAUUAUCUUUUGCCGUGGCCAAGGACUACUUGCUGGCUGCUUGGGCUGUAGGAGCCGACUCUGGUGAAAUAGAAGUGAUUUCCCUGGUUACCUCCCAGAGUAUCAAGAAAAUAACUGUGCGUAACUUCCUAACGGCCAAUUUCGCCGUUGAUACCAAGUACCCCAACGGCCGGGCUCUUUGUACUUGUACGCUGCAGGGCAAAUCCACUACCUACUACGACACUAAGGUUCUUUACUACAUUUAUCCGGCUAAAGAGGUUUAUAAGGUAGUGCCAAUUGAAGGACCUAUUAUGGAUACAGCCUUUUUAAAGAAAGGAACCUUUGCCGUCUGCUACAAGAACAGUCCAAGCCACCUAACUGUUUUUAACAGCCAGGCUGAUAAGAUCAAAGAGUUCAAAAAAGGGAUCAGAAACAAGUUGUUCUUUAAUCGACAAGAGAACAUCGUGUGUUUAGCCGGAAUGAACAACCUUCCCGGAAACAUAGAAAUCAUUGAAACUGCCACUGGUGCCUUUAUUUCAGCUAAUGAAGUCGUUGGGUGCUCAAUCAUUGAAUGGUCUCCUUCUGGCCGCUUCUAUCUAGUAGCGGUCACCAAUCGAAUGGCAGUUGAUAACAAAGCUAUCCUCUUUGACUACUACUCUCGCCAAAUAGCCGAAAGAGACUUCCAAGAGCUCAAGGACUGCCGUAUUUUAGGCCGAGACAAGCCGUUCCAAACGAUUCAAUCUCCUCCAGAGAAGAUCAAGAUUGAAAAGAAGGUUGCCUAUGUUCCACCUUCCCUACGCACUGCCGACCAAGAGCCAACUUGCGAGUGGGUGCCGGCGUACAUCAUUAAGAACAAAGAGAAGCUCCGGGAAGCAAAGAUAGCCCAACUUACACAAGAACUGGACGAAAUCAAAGACAUAGAAGCUCGCAUGGCCAAAGGCCAAGUAGUCCCAGGCGGAAUCUCUAAAAUCCAAAGGAAAGAGUCCCUCCUCAAACAACUCGCGCCCUUCAAAAAGUCUUAA
Nematocida homosporus is the source of this 1638-nucleotide messenger RNA. RefSeq names its product translation initiation factor 2A. NCBI's taxonomy places the organism in Eukaryota, Fungi, Microsporidia. The transcript has a single exon. Bases 1 to 1638 code for a protein of 545 amino acids. The record is from RefSeq and is a predicted model, not a curated record. Gene Ontology annotation, molecular function: ribosome binding; protein binding; translation initiation factor activity. Gene Ontology annotation, cellular component: cytosolic small ribosomal subunit. Gene Ontology annotation, biological process: translational initiation.